GAUGCUUAUAAAGUUGUAGUUAAGGUAAAUGGCAUGUUUAAAUUAUUGAUUCCCGAUUAUUUCCAACAAAUACAUGUAUGUAUAUUUGUUUUUAAUUUGUUAUUAUUGCUUUAGAACUUUUCUAAAAUACUUCAAGAUGAAAACUGUCAUAUUGAUCGUAAUAAAUUAAUACAAAAGUUAAAUGAAUAUAGACAUAGAAUAGAACAAUUAGAUCGUUACAUGAAGACAACAAGUACUAAUUCACCUUCCUUAUACAUUAAUGAAAAUUCACCCUAUCAUCGACGUGAUUCGACUGAUUCUGAUAUUAGUCGUACUGAAGAAGACGAUUAUAACGAUAGAGCAAAAUUUUCUUUUGAUCAAGGUGAGGUGAAUGAAUUGAAUGGCAACAUUGACCUCGGGUUAGAAUAUUAUUCAGAAUCAGCAGAACUUUAUUUAAAGGCAUUUAAAGGAUACGAUUAUGAUUCAAUUAAAAAGCAAAAGGCACGAGAUAAUUUUACAAAGGCCCUGGAUAAAGCAGAAAUGUUAAAAAAGAAACUUACCACUCUUACCUCUCCAGCCAUUGUCAAAUGUUCGGGUCGAUCGUCACCACGGAGUCGAUCCACUUCUUCAGCAUCCGAUCGUCCUAGUCUAUUAUUUUAUCAACACUCAUCAUCUGCUUCUUCCUCUAUUUCAGUGGAUAAUCAUCAUAUAGAUGACGAGAAUCAUAUCUUGGCUCAAAAAUUGUCCUCUGUAGAAAUUGAAGUUUUGAAGUUUACCUCGAAUGUAAACAAUAAAACGUUUCUACCCUGGAUAGAUGAAGCAGAUCUUAAGGAAAAAUUCUCUGAUUCUACACGUUAUAUAGAUCCUGAAGGCUCUUUACGACUCUCUGCAAAACAAUUAGAAAAAAUGGGAGGAUGGAAGCGACCUGAUGCUAUCAUGAAAUGCCCACAACUCAUUCGUGUCAUAUCAAGUACAAGCAUCAUUCAGGAUAUUGUGACAGAUUGUUCGUUUGUUGCCUCUUUAUGUGUUGCAGCUGCCUAUGAACAAAAAUUUAAAAAGCAAUUGAUUACCUCUUGUAUAUACCCACAAAAUAAGCAUGGUCAGCCUUGUUAUAAUCCUAAUGGAAAAUAUGUUAUUAAACUUGUAUAUAAUGGAAUUGCUAGAAAAGUGGUUGUCGAUGAUUUAUUACCUGUUUCAAGGGAAGGCACCUUGAUGUGUACUUUUUCAACAAAUAAAGAUGAAUUAUGGGCUAGUAUUAUAGAAAAGGCUUAUAUGAAACUAAUGGGUGGCUAUGAUUUCCCUGGAUCAAAUUCAGGUAUUGAUCUUCAUUGUUUAACGGGCUGGAUUCCUGAACAUAUCUUUAUUUAUGAUAAACAUUUUGUAGCAGAUAAUGUAUGGGAACGUAUCUUGGAUGGGGUAAAAUAUGGUGAUGUUCUUGUAACGAUUGCUACAGGUGAUAUGACAGAAGAAGAAGCCAUUCAAUUAGGCCUUGUACCUACCCAUGCCUAUGCUGUCAUUGAUGUGAAAUGGGUUCAAGGAAAACGUUUAUUGCAGGUCAAGAACCCUUGGAGUCAUAAACGAUGGCGUGGACCCUAUAGUCAUUUGGAUACGAAUGUUUGGACUCAAGAACUAAGAGAACUUCUUCAAUUUGAUCCUGAUGUAGCUGAAAAGAAAGAUGAUGGUAUCUUUUGGAUUGAUUUUGAAUCUGUUUGUGCCAAUUUCACUUCUAUUCAUCUUAAUUGGAAUCCGGGACUCUUUACACAUCGUUGGGUUAUACAUUCUGUUUGGCCAGAGCAUGUGGGACCUAAAAGAGACAUUUAUAGUUUAGGAUAUAAUCCUCAGUUUCGAUUAAAGAUAAAUGUACCUGAUACAAAGAAACCUGCGGCUGUAUGGUUAUUGCUUUCAAAACAUAUCAUGGUAACAGAAGAAAAUACUGAUUAUAUUACAUUGCAUGUAUAUAAUGAUACAAAUGGUGAAAGGGUAUAUUAUCCUGGAAAUCCAUUUAAAGAGGGAACUUAUGUGAAUAGUCCGCAUAUAUUAGUUAGAUUUAAUGCCCCACCUGGCAUAAGUGAUUAUACUAUUGUAGUAUCUCAACAUGAAAAAGAGCGUUCAUUAUACUUUUCCUUACGUGCUUAUUCACUUGCACCAUUUAAAUUACAAGAAAUACCUUUACGUUACUCUAUUGAACAGAAGGUUCAUAGCCAAUGGACAGAGCAAACAGCAGGUGGUAAUUCUUGUAAUGCAUCCUAUUUAAAUAAUCCACAAUGGAAAAUCACAAUACCCACCUAUAGUCAACAAGAUACAGAAGGACUUUUAUUACAGUUAGAAUCACAAAAGGAUUUUGCAGUUCAUUUAUUAUUUAUGGAAGGAGGUAAACGAGUUUCGAGUGUUUCUGUUCGUGAUGUCUUGGCAGAAUCAGGUCCUUAUAGACAUGGAUUUUGUUAUUGCGAAUUACCGAGUAUUAAACCGGGUGAUUAUACCAUAGUAGCAUCUACUUUUGAACCAGAUUUAAUUGGGAAAUUUAUACUAACAGUAUCAAGUACAGUGAAAGUACAAAUAGAACCUAUUCCAUCUGAAGGAGCUGGUAUGUUUAAAAAGGUAUUUCAUGGUGAAUGGAUUGUAGGCUAUAGUGCAAUGGGAUGCCCUAGUUUUGGUAACUAUGAUAAGAAUCCUCGUUAUUUAUUAGAGACUCGUGAAUUAACUACAGUCAAAGUACGAUUACAAGCCAAGAAUAAUUCAGAUUUUGUCCCUUCCAUGAAUGUUACUAUUUAUGAAAAGCAUCCAACAGAGUUAUUUGGUAAAGAAGUAGCUACUUCAGGUCCCUACACAAAUGUAAUUCAAGGUGUAGCAACAGGAGAUGUAGCUUUAAGUCAAAAUGAAACGGGUUAUAUCAUUGUAUUAGCUACUCAUGAUAAAGACAUUGCAGCAGAAUUUACAGUGAUUAUCUAUAGUGAUCGUCCUGUUAGUGUAAAAAGUGAUAAAUAAAUAAAUAUGUAUAAAUGAUUUUUUUUUUUUUUUUUUUUUUUUUU
Messenger RNA from Cokeromyces recurvatus, 3008 nucleotides. RefSeq lists its product as uncharacterized. Gene Ontology annotation, molecular function: calcium-dependent cysteine-type endopeptidase activity. Bases 220 to 2964 code for a protein of 914 amino acids. The record is from RefSeq and is a predicted model, not a curated record. The transcript is spliced from 11 exons. Gene Ontology annotation, biological process: proteolysis. Lineage: Eukaryota; Fungi; Mucoromycota; Mucoromycetes; Mucorales; Mucoraceae.